AUGGAGAAAGGCCACUCAGUCCCUUUCACCUCCUCCGAGGGGCCCUUCUCCAGUGAGGAUGGCAGUAUCCAGAUCGACUACGCUGCCGAGCAAAGACUGGUGCGGAAGUUGGAUCGUGAACAUCGGCAAUGCACGGUUGGUAUUCAUCGUUCCCACAUCCCGAAGUCAUCGCUGAGGGUCAUGAGGCUGUACGGGCUGGAAGCCGACCUAGGUCUGCAUGGAAACCAAUUCCAGAUCCUCGUCUCGGUACUCUUCGUCACUUACAUUACCUUGGAGCUUCCAUCCAACCUUGUCGUCAAGAAAAUUGGUCCAUCGAGAUGGAUUUCCUUCAUAGCCCUGUCCUGGGGUCUCGUGGCUACGUUUAGCGGGUUUGUGCAGAACUUUGGAGGCAUGCUCGUGUGUCGCUUGCUGUUGGGUGCCUUUGAAGGUGGUAUGUUCCCGGGGGUGGUCGUUUACCUCACAUUCUUCUAUACCAAAAAGGAACUGGCCUUGCGGAUUGGCUACCUCUUCACGUGUGCCGCUUUGGCCGGGGCAUGUGGAGGGCUUUUGGCGUAUGCAAUUAGCUUUCUGGACGGUGUCGGUGGACACCGAGGUUGGCGGUGGAUUUUGUGGCUCGAAGGGGCGCCAACCGUUUUGUUGGCCAUCGCUUUCUGGGCCUUGAUUGCCGACGAACCUUCCACGGCCAAAUAUCUGACAGCCGAGGAGAGAGCCAUGGUGGUGGCACGUCUUAACCGCCAGCCCGGGAUGACCAAAUCGGCCAAAGAACUGCACUGGAAAGAUGUCAGAGAAGGUCUACUGGACUGGAAGGUCUGGGUCUUUUCUUUGGCUCAAUUUGGUGUCGAUGUCGCCCUCUACGGCUUCAGCACAUUCUUGCCAACCAUUAUCAGGGGUAUUAUGCCCAAGGCCACGAGCGCCGUUGUCCAGGCUCUCACCAUUCCGGUUUAUUCGCUUGGAGCCAUCACAUACCUGAGCGUGGCCAUCGUGUCCGACCGACAACAGCGGCGUGGACUUUACUGCGUCAUCUUUGGUACGGUCUCCAUCACUGGUUAUUGUAUGCUCAUCUCGGAUGGCGGGAGCGCUGUUCACUACGCAGGAUGCUUCCUGGUGGCUUGUGGAAUGUAUUGUGUCAUCGGCCUCCCGCUCGCUUGGCUGCCUUCGCACACUCCACGUUAUGGGAAACGUACGACAACCAUCGCCCUUCAAGCCAUGAUUGGCAACAGUGCGGGCAUUCCGUCCAGCUUUCUAUAUCCGGCGACCGAUGCCCCACGUUACAUCAAGGGACAUGCCGUUACCCUUGCCAUGGUCGCGUUUGGGACGCUCAGCUUUGCUUUCAUGUGGGGUUACUACUCUGCAGUCAACAAGAGUAGAGCAGCAGGCAAGCAGGACCACAAAGUUGCCGGGCUGUCAGACGACGAGAUCGAGGAGCUGGGCGAUAACAACCCUCGUUUCAGAUACAUCACCUAA
Fonsecaea nubica is the source of this 1464-nucleotide messenger RNA. RefSeq lists its product as hypothetical. Bases 1 to 1464 code for a protein of 487 amino acids. Gene Ontology annotation, molecular function: transmembrane transporter activity. Gene Ontology annotation, cellular component: membrane. The record is from RefSeq and is a predicted model, not a curated record. Lineage: Eukaryota; Fungi; Ascomycota; Eurotiomycetes; Chaetothyriales; Herpotrichiellaceae. Gene Ontology annotation, biological process: transmembrane transport. The transcript is spliced from 4 exons.